This is a messenger RNA of Myxozyma melibiosi, 1395 nucleotides long. Its product is annotated as Bystin-domain-containing protein. Gene Ontology annotation, biological process: rRNA processing. The coding region runs from base 1 to 1395 and encodes 464 amino acids. Gene Ontology annotation, molecular function: snoRNA binding. NCBI's taxonomy places the organism in Eukaryota, Fungi, Ascomycota, Lipomycetes, Lipomycetales, Lipomycetaceae. The record is from RefSeq and is a predicted model, not a curated record. Gene Ontology annotation, cellular component: preribosome, small subunit precursor; cytoplasm; nucleolus. The transcript is spliced from 4 exons.
AUGCCAGCAAAAUCAGGAGCAGCGCCGAAAGGCAAGCAGGCUGAAUCUAUGCAGCACCUGCCGUUGCAUGCGGACUACGAAAACGCCGCGCUCGGAGACGGCAAGUUGAAGAGUAGCAGCAAGAAGAAGCGGAGGCGCGGCGACGACGAUGAGUUGAAUGAGGAGGAAGACGAGAAGUUUGUCGACUCUGCUUUGUCGCGGAAGAUUCUGCAGAUGGCUAGAGAGCAGCAGGAUGAGGAGGAGCAGGAGUUGGGCAAGAAAAAGGGAGGCAGCAAGGGUGUUUCUACAAAAGACGAUGAAGACGACGACGAAGACGAAGAUGAUGACGACGAUUAUGAAGACUUUGACGACGACGACGACGACGAAGCAGACUAUGCAGCAUUUGAAGAGUUCCAGCGCGACGAGAUCGAAGAACUUGAAGCAAACGACGAGGACGCUGCUUUGUUUGAGAAAUUCCUGCCCAGCCGUGGUGGCAGCAUGUUUCCUGACCCCAAUAAGCCCGUGACGCUGGCGGACAAGAUCAUGGAGAAGCUGGCGGAGCAGGAGAUGGAAAAGAGACGGGCAGAGAGAAAAGAAGAACCCGAGUUCCCGCCAAAGGUCGUCGAGGUCUAUGAAAAGGUUGGGUUGUUGCUGUCGCGAUACAGAUCAGGAAAACUUCCGCGGGCGUUCAAGAUCAUUCCCGCUCUCAAGAAUUGGGAAGACGUGCUUUUUCUCACAAACCCCGAUUCGUGGUCGCCGAACGCAUGCUACGAGGCGACCAAGCUGUUUGUCUCUGCGUUGAAGUCGAAGCAGUCGCAAAGGUUUCUUUCGGACAUCUUGCUCGACAGAGUUAGGGAUGAUAUUAGAGAAAACAAGACUCUGAACUAUCAUCUGUACAGAUCGCUAAAGAAAGCACUGUACAAGCCGGCGGCGUUUUUCAAGGGUUUUCUUUUCCCGCUAUGCGAGUCUGGAUCAUGCACGCUGCGAGAAGCUGUCAUCGUCGGCUCGGUUUUGACCAAAGUUUCCAUUCCUGCGCUGCACUCGUCUGCCGCGCUGCUACGGCUGGCGGAGAUGGAGCACUACAGCGGCGCAUACUCGCUCUUCAUGCGCGUGCUCAUCGACAAGAAGUACGCGCUGCCGUACAAGGUUAUCGACGGAGUCGUCUUCCACUUUAUCCGGUUCCGCAACAGCUCUGAAGGCGUCGGCGCAGAAGGACUGCCGGUGCUUUGGCACCAGGCGUUUCUGGCGUUUGCGCAGAGGUAUAAGAACGACAUCACAGAAGACCAGCGAGACGCGCUGCUUGAGGUGCUCAAGGUGCGGUGGCAUCCCAAGAUCGGGCCCGAAAUUCGACGCGAGCUCAAAGAAGGUGUCGAACGUGGCGAGGGCCAUGGGGGGCCGGAGAUAGAGAUGAAUUAA